Molecule: messenger RNA, 1518 nt
Organism: Prorocentrum cordatum
Lineage: Eukaryota; Dinophyceae; Prorocentrales; Prorocentraceae
Source: the annotation of a GenBank genome assembly
AUGGCGGAUGAGAUCGAGCGAGCCCCGAUGACUGAAGUCGAAGUGCCGGCUGACCAGGCCGUGAACCGGGUCGCUAUCGGCCCCCAGAGCUCGGAGAUCAGCCCCUUUUCAUCCGGCCUCCGGAGGCUUCAGUUCGGGAAGUGGAAGGAGGGCGAUUCGGAGUUUGCCGGCCGGGCUAAGAUCGCUUCUUUUCGUGCCAGUGUGGCGCAGGUUCAGUGGUUGGCCCGGGAAUCGCGUCCAGACGUGGCGGGACCCGCGUCUUUACUUGCUGCUGCCCUCCGGGAGCCCACCGUAGCCGACGCCAUGGUGCUCACCUGUAAGUUUCUCCGGGGAUCGGCCGAGCAAAGAAUCACCGUGUGGGCCCUGGAUCCGGUGUCCGUUGUGUUCGUGACCGCUAGUGACAUCCGGGAGACCUACGGCGAGGCCUGGCGGCACGGCGACCACGGCGACAAUGGCCGCGACCACGGCGACGCUGGCCCGAGGAGCCCCUUCGGGUACGGCCGGGCAGGCCGGAAGGAUGUGGCUCAGUCGAUGCAGAACGCGUGGACGUUCCGUUCCCGCAGCAUGCUGUGUCGGAGAGAGGAGGCCGGGGAGUGCACGCCCGCGGCGGGCAGCCGCGACGGCGCGUGGGAGGCAGGCGCAGGGCGCCGCCGCGGGGGGCCGGGCUGCUGCUGCGGCGGCCUGUUCGGGGGCGGCCUGCGGCAGGCGCUGCUGGAGGAGCAGCUCGCGCACCUGCGGAAGCAGGUCGCGGACCUCCAGCAGCGCCGCGGGCUCCUGCAGGACGCGGUGGACCAGCACGGGAUGUGGCUGCGGCAGAUGCCGCUGCAGUUCACCGUGGGCCACUACAACAUCCUAGCAGGCUAUAUGGGCGCGAACAUGGAGCCCUGGUUCCUCUACGGCCCUGAUCUCCGCCCCAGCCGCCGGAGGAAGGUGCUCGAGCAGCACGCCGCCGUGGGCAGGGACGGCCGCCCGGCGCACCCGGGCUGGCCGAACUACGCCCGGGGGGUGCUGACCGACGAGGACCGAGAUCGCCGUGGUGGAGGACGUGCACCGGCUGCACUUCGAGUGGAGCGCCCGCAAGGAGACCGCCUGCUGGAAGUGAUAGAGAGGCUCAACACGGACGUGCUCUCUCUGGUGGAGUGCGACCACUACGAGGACCACUUCAGGCCCGCCCUCGUCUCCCUGGGCUACGAGUCUGUCUGGAGGAAGCGUCCGCGUCCGACCAGCAAGGACGGUUGCUGCAUCGCCUGGCGAAGGAAUAUGUUCGACCUGGUCGGUGAACGGAAGAUCGAGUACCGGGACAAGCGGGACAUCAAGGACCGCAUCGCCCUCGCGGUGCUGCUCCGCGUGCGCCUCAACGGGGCGAUGCUGUGCGUCGUCAGCACGCACCUGGCGCGCAACCCGGAGAUGAUCGAGCUGGACUACCUGCGCACGCGCCAGCUGCUGCAGCUGGUGGAGACGAUUUCGUCCAGGCCCACGGAGCGGUUGACGCUCCAGUCAUCGUGGCAGGGGACCUGA